AUGAUCAUGGAUUUGGUCGCCGUGAGAUGUGCCAAAUGCGAUUCCAAAUUGGGCAACCUCGCCAAUUUAUGGACACAGAUAGGCAAAAAAUACAUAACGCCAGUGGCACACGCUGAGGAAAAGGCCGAUGCGGACAAGAUCUCGGCAACGGGCGCUGUUCGGAUUGGCGAUGCAGACACUCUAGUUGAGGGCUGGCUUCGAUUGCUAAUCAAGAUUGUCCUCCGGCAUAGCGAGCUCCGAGAUGCCGAAUGUUCAGCAUGUCAUACAAACAUUGGACAGAAGUGCAUAACAAGCCCUCCGAAUCAUAUAUUUGCCAAUGGGCAAAUCAUAUAUCGUAUCACAUCCAUAUCUCUUAAAUCAGCCAAAGACCUCAGGCGUAAGGCUGAACCCAAGAUACAACGCACUCUCCCGCUUAGAGGCCAGUCAGCUGCAGCUCAAGCGAAGCUCUCCACCGCAAGCGGCAAGGCAGCGCCUCAGAAUGAAACGACUCCCAGUCGAGAUAGAUUCGACAUCAUGCAGAUCCAAGCAGAUUUGGAAGUCCAGCAGGAUGAGAUUCAGCGAAUUGGCGUUGCUGGAUUUCAGGUCAUGUCCAAUUUUGACAGUACUGUUGCGCGCCUUGAAAAGCAGAUGCGGCAACUCAGCGAGUCCAUCGCAAGCGUUCGAAGAGACGGAGAAGGGCAGCAGGCAGACAUCAAGUCCCUCAAGACACAGAUGAGCGACGCCAAGCGGAGUGGCCAGAACGAUGGCGGCGUUGUUGCUCGCUUGGACCAGCAGCUUCAGACUACGGAUAGAGUGGUCACUGAACUUCGGCAAAUGAUACAGAAAUCCAAAUCAGACGCCACUGGCCUGCGUAGCGAGCUGAAAGCUGCGCAAAAGGAAAUCACAGAGGUGAAAAAGGCAAACGCCCGCCUCAAGCAAGAAGCCGAUGAGGCGAAACAGGUGGCACAGGAAGGUGUAGCCACGUCCAAACUGUAUGCGUCUGAAGUAGCAUCUUUAAGGAGAGAGAUUGCACAGUUGCGGUCUGAUCUUGCGCAAGAGAACGACCACCAUCACUCGUCGGCGGGCGAAGAUCCCUCGAUCUCGUCCCAUCAGCUGGACAUCCUCGCUAGCAACAUAUCCAAGAUUGGAAAUCGAGCAAGCCAAGUAGAGUCCUUGCAGAUGGAGUUUGACCUCUUCAGAACUCGGAUACAGCGGUUAGAAACUCGAAUGACAAACAGCACGCCCAACCCCAGCAGAAAGGAUGUUCGAUCAGUUGGAGAAUACGGUUCCGUAAAUGAGCAAGGCAGCCAGUCUCACUAUGGAACGGCCACGCGACAGAAGCGAUCAACCAUAAGUAGAGAUGACAGCCUCCUAAUGAACACUACAUCUGCGAAGAGAGUGGCACUCUCGUCGGAUUACCCGAGCCUUGCCAAUGCUAGCUAUAUUAGCAAUGGCGAGCAGCAGCAAUCGUCUCCCGGGGCCAUGGCUUUGGUAGAGACUCCUGUCCAGCGGCGAACUACAGCCACAGCAAACAAAAGUACUGUAAGGCGCGGGAGAUGGGGCGCCAAAACAUGA
Messenger RNA from Trichoderma gamsii, 1554 nucleotides. RefSeq lists its product as hypothetical. NCBI's taxonomy places the organism in Eukaryota, Fungi, Ascomycota, Sordariomycetes, Hypocreales, Hypocreaceae. The transcript is spliced from 3 exons. The record is from RefSeq and is a predicted model, not a curated record. The coding region runs from base 1 to 1554 and encodes 517 amino acids.